This is a messenger RNA of Penicillium antarcticum, 825 nucleotides long. RefSeq lists its product as uncharacterized. The record is from RefSeq and is a predicted model, not a curated record. The transcript is spliced from 4 exons. NCBI's taxonomy places the organism in Eukaryota, Fungi, Ascomycota, Eurotiomycetes, Eurotiales, Aspergillaceae. Gene Ontology annotation, cellular component: cytoplasm. Gene Ontology annotation, molecular function: phosphatase activity. Bases 1 to 825 code for a protein of 274 amino acids.
AUGGCCCCAAUUAUUCACUGUGUCCGCCACGCCCAGGGCGUGCACAACCUCUGCACCGAGAACCACGUUAUACCCGACCCUCUCCUCACAGACCUCGGCCAUGAGCAAUGCAAAAAGCUGCGCGAAAGCUUCCCGCGCCAUGCUGACAUCGACCUGGUGACCACCUCACCGCUCCGUCGCACCAUCUACACAGCGCUGGAAAGCUUCGAGCCUGUCUUCCAGGCCAAACCGGACCUAAAGGUUAUCGCCCUCCCCGAUAUUCAGGAGACGUCAGAUGUUCCUUGCGACACUGGCAGCGAGCCUGAGUUGUUAGCAUCCGAAUUCAAGAGUGGCGUAGAUCUGGCGCUAGUGCAGAAGGGGUGGAACAACAAGCAGUCCGAUCGCUAUGAGCCAACCAACAGAGCACUGAAGGAGCGCGCCCGCGCAGCCCGCCGCUGGUUGAAAGCUCGCCCAGAGAAGGAGAUUGUGAUGGUCACGCACGGUGGAUUCCUGCACUAUUUCACCGAAGACUGGGAAGACAGCAGCCAGUUCCAGGGAACGGGGUGGACUAACACCGAGUACCGAACCUUUACUUUCACUGAGGAGGUGCACACCGACGACCUCGACGGAAACCCAUUGGAUGGCGAUAAUGCUUCCAUUGAGGAGACACUCGACUCUCGGGACCGUCGUGGUAAGAAGGGUCCUAUGGCCAGCCGGGAAGAGCAGCGGAACUUGUACAAGCUCGGUACCCAGGGCUGGGAUGACCAGGGAUUGCAGAUGAGCACGGCUGAGCGUGAGGCGGCUAAGGUUGGUGGAGGUAAGGAGGUGAAUGGCGUUCGGGUAUGA